This is a messenger RNA of Triticum aestivum (bread wheat), 2157 nucleotides long. Its product is annotated as piriformospora indica-insensitive protein 2. The coding region runs from base 401 to 1873 and encodes 490 amino acids. Lineage: Eukaryota; Viridiplantae; Streptophyta; Magnoliopsida; Poales; Poaceae. Gene Ontology annotation, molecular function: protein binding. The transcript is spliced from 2 exons. The record is from RefSeq and is a predicted model, not a curated record.
GAUCGGGAAGAAUUCAGAAACCACCGUCCCAUCUCUCUUUCCUGCAAAACCAGACAAACCCAACGCACAGGCACAGCCCACACGCAACACUGUCCCCUGCUCCUCCUCCUCUCUCCUUUCCUUUGCUCGCCGCCUCGGGAUCCCCCGCCGCAGAGCUGGCCUUUGCUUGCGCACGAAUGUCUCGGACUGUUGCGGCCUCCGUCUCCGCGCAGCGAAACCCACAUUUAUUUGCCACCUAAAAGGGGCACACCUCCCCACCUCACCUUAAAUUCCUCCUACCCAGCCGCAUCGAGAAACGCAGAGGAGAAAUGGCGGCUAUAUAGCGAGGCACGCGGCAGGCAGACUGGAGGAGGAGCAGGAGCAGAGGUUUUUGUUUGUUUUCUUGCGGAGAAGUACUGCGAUGGGGCGCGCUCGCGGCGGCAGGCUGCUCCUGGUCCUCGCCGCGCUGUUCGUGGCGCUGCUCCUCCUCUCCGGCUGCGCGGCGGAAGGGGAGGACGAGGAGGGCUCGCCGGUGGCGGCGGCGGAGGAGCCGGAGGCGCCGAUGGAGGACAAGGAGAAGGCGGCCCUGUACGCCGCCAUCGGGGGCUUCGUCGGCAAGGCCUGGAACGGCUCCGGCCUCUUCCCCGACCCCUGCGGCCAGACUCCCAUCCAGGGGGUGUCAUGUGAUCUCUUCAAUGGCCUGUGGCACCCAACAGUGGUCAGCAUCGGUCCGGUGCUCGACAACUCGCUGCAGUGCGCACCGGACGCCAGGUUCAGCCCCCAGCUGUUCGACCUCCGGCGCCUCAAGAGCCUCACCUUCUACGCCUGCUUCCCGGCGGCCAACCCCACGGCGAUCCCGGCCGCGAACUGGUACAGGCUUGCCGGCACACUCGAGACGCUUGAGUUCCGCUCGAACCCGGGCCUGGCCGGCGCCAUCCCGGCGUCCCUCGGCCGCCUGGCCAGCCUGCAGUCCCUGGUCCUCGUCGACAACAACCUCACGGGCGCCGUGCCGCCGGAGCUCGGCGGGCUGGCGAAGCUGCGGCGGCUCGUGCUGUCCGGGAACGGGCUGUCGGGCCCGGUGCCGGCGACGCUCGGUAACAACAACACCCAACUACGCCGCCUCGACGAGCCGCUGCUGAUCGUGGACAUGAGCAAGAACUCUCUAACCGGGUCUCUGCCUCCGUCGCUAGGUGGGCUCAAGGGGCUGCUCAAGAUGGACCUCAGCAACAACCGCCUCGACGGCCGCAUCCCGCCGGAGCUCGCCGGCCUCGAGAGCCUCACACUGCUCGACCUCCGGAACAACAGCCUCACCGGCGGGCUCCCCGAGUUCGUGCUGGGGAUGCCGGCGCUGCAGGACCUGCUGCUCUCCAGCAACCCGCUGCUGGGAGGCACCCUGAUGCAGCGCGGCUGGGAGAAGAUGGCGAGCCUGGCCACGCUGGACCUGUCCAACGUCGGCCUCGGCGGCGCCAUCCCGGAGUCCAUGGCGGCGAUGCCCAGGCUGCGGUUCCUGGCGCUGGACCAUAACCGCCUCUCCGGCACCGUGCCGGCCAAGCUGGCCGCGCUGCCGAGCAUCGGCGCCAUGUACCUCAACGGCAACAACCUGACGGGGGCGCUGGAGUUCUCGCCGGCGUUCUACCAGAGGAUGGGCAGCAGGUUUGCCUCCUGGGACAACCCCGGCCUGUGCGCGGCGGAGGCGGACGGCGGCGCGCCAACCGGCGUGGCCGUGUGCAAGGACGCGCAGGAUCCGCCUCGCGUCGGCGUGAGGGACAGGAUGGACGGGGGUGGGGGGAAGCCCGAGGCGAGCUCGAGCCUCCCGGCGUCCUCCUCGUCGUUUGGCCUCUCGGGUCACAAGGUCGCCGGCCUCUGGUGCUUGGUGAUGGUGAUGGUGUUGUAGGCGGCAGCGAGUUCAGAUUUACUGAUAGGUGCAAAGGAGGAGACGAUGAAGAAACUUAUAGUUAAUUUGAGCGAUUAGUUUCCAUGGUGUCCUUCUCUUUUGGCAUUUUGGCUGGUCGAUCUGCUCUGCUCUGCUCUGUCUAUUAGGGUGAAGGAGGAAGAACAGAGUGUUAAGUGGUUACUGACAGACAGGUAGCUUGUUCUUUUGGGUGUAAUUAGGCCUGUUUCUGUGUCAAGUUACAGGAUGUGAAUAUAUGCACAAAAAAAAAAGGUUGACAGCCCUCA